AUGACGAUGAUGUCAAAUCUUCCAAGCGAUUUGGUAGAGGAGAUUCUCUCUAGACUUCCUCUGAAAUCUAUGAGAUCAUUGCGGUUAACUUGCAAAAACUGGAACGCUUUAUUAAAAAGCAGAAGCUUUACAAAAUUACACACUGAUAAAGAAGAAGCGGCAAGAAAGGAAGGGGAGUCUCAGAAGAUUGUGAUGAUGGACAACGAUGUUUAUCUAAUGAGCAUCGUCGUCAACGACAUGAACGUUGAUUCAUCUAUAGAGCUUAAAGGCAAACUUACUUGCCUUGACGAACAAGUCACGAUAUCUCAAGUUUUUCACUGCGAGGGUUUAUUGUUAUGCAUCUUGAGAAACGAUUCUAGGCUUGUGGUUUUGAAUCCGUAUUUAGGGCAAACAAAGUGGAUCGAAACAUAUCCUUUCAACAAACGGGAGAGUUACAAGUACGCUUUCGGAUACGUGAGUGUGAAGAACAACUCUUGUCGUAGCCUCAAAAUCUUGAGGUUUACAGAUGGUUCAUGGUAUCAAAUCUACGAUUUUGACUCUGGUUUAUGGAGGGAUCUUGAUGUCACUCCACAUUGGGGUGAAAUAUCAGCUUAUAACCUUGGUGUUUCUCUCAAUGGAAACACUUACUGGGGUGUUAUACAAAGAGAAUCAUGUCAGACAAUUUAUUUUGAUUUUACAAGAGAGAGAUUUGGGUCGCUUCUGUAUACGCAGCGGUUUACCUUUCGGUAUCUAGUCUUUCAGAGUCUAUCUUGUGUUAAAGAAGAGAAGCUUGCAGCUUUAUUUUGGUGCAACCUUUCAGAUGUGACUGAGUACGAGGUAUGGAUUACGACAAAGAUUGAUGCUGAUGAAAAGGUAUCGUGGAGCAAGUUCUUGACUGUGGAUAACCGAACUGACAUUCCGAUUACAAUUUUGGAUGGGGGUUUCUUCAUUGACGAGGAGAAGAAAGUCGCUGUGGUUUUCGGCAGCUUUUAUCCCCACACAUGUAUCAUCUUGGGAGAGGCUGGAUACUUUAGGGAAGUGAAACUCGGAGAACCCGCAAACGAUAGGCGUUUGAAACAUGUGUGCUCUAUGUUCCAAGUUUAG
Messenger RNA from Microthlaspi erraticum, 1083 nucleotides. NCBI's taxonomy places the organism in Eukaryota, Viridiplantae, Streptophyta, Magnoliopsida, Brassicales, Brassicaceae. The record is from the annotation of a GenBank genome assembly.